CCGCUGGAAAAAAAAAACCCAAACAAAACAGCCAUGUAGCAAAUACAAACAUCUGAAACUUACGAGGUUUGUUCUCGGUGUCGGGUGUGUUUGGAGAGUAGCCGUGAACGGGUAGAGCGCUGGAAGCUAAUAAAAAUCCCGCUUUAUUUUUAGCUAGCUUUUAUUUAUAAGUUUGAGAUGUGUUUAAAGAAUCAUGCGGGGCUUGCUGCGGGAUGGGUGGGUUGUGUUUUAAGACCGAGCCCGUGGCAAUCGCGGUGUUUGUGGUGGGGAGAUCGAGUGCUGGGGAAUGCCAAACCAGCGAGGUGCCGCUCGGACCUGCUCUGCCAGGGGAGAGCUGGCUGGGAAAGGGGGAAAUGUCCUUUCACCCUGCUCAAGGUGUGGUUAAAUAGCAGGGAAAUCUACCUGGCAAAACUCGUAACCCUUUAAUAAUUCUUGCAGUUGUCGGUGCGGGGAUGGGUGACAGAGCUGGAGAGUGCGUGCAGGGAUGUCACGUGCUGUAGCUUCAUUUGAGUUGUGUGCAGGCAGACUUACCCCUUCCUCCAGCUUUAGCAAAGCUUGAACAUACGUAGUUCCUCCUCACUAGCCAGAAAACAAAACCCAGAACUCGUGCGAACCGGCGCAGUGUUUGGGAGACGUGGCACGUGUCAGCGCGGUGUGCCGCGCCUUCGCUCUCCGAGCAGCAGUUAAUGGUAAAGUAAUGGAUUCCAAAGAAUUGCUUAACCCGUUGGAUCAGGACGAAACCAGGAAAAAUGCACUCAUCAGUACCAAAGGAGGGAUCGUGAUGGACUUCCAUCCACCCUUCAGGGGUGGAGCCACUGUGCAAGCCCCUGUGUCUGCAUCUCCUCUCCCUGCAUCUUCUCAGUCAGAGUCCAGUCAGCAACCUGCUUUGGCUGACUUUCCGAAAGGAUUAGGAAACAAUGUGCCUCAGCCGGACCUUUCCAAGGCAGUGUCGCUCUCGAUGGGACUGUACAUGGGUGAAACAGACGCGAAAGUGAUGGGAAACGACCUCGGAUUUUCGCAGCAGGGCCAAAUCGGCGUCUCCUCCGGAGAAACGGACUUCAGGCUCCUGGAGGAAAGCAUUGCGAGCUUGAACAAGUCCUCGAGCCUGGCCGAGGGCGCCAAGGGCAGCGCGGCUUCGGAGGCGCCCGAUUUCCCCGGCAUGGCCGGGCGCGGCGAGCCGGGAGCUGCCGUCCAGAGCCAGGUGGGCUCCAACGGUGGCACCUUGUUCUCUGAAGACCAAAGCACCCUGGAUAUCCUCCAGGACCUGGAGCUGCCGCCGGUGUCGCCGGGCAAGGAGCCCAACGGGAGCCCGUGGCGGCUGGAGCCGCUGCUGGACGACGGCGGCUUGCUGUCCCCCAUCUCCGACGACGCCGCCUUCCUCCUGGAAGGAAGCCUCGGCGAAGACUGCAAGCCUCCUCUUUUAUCUGACACUAAACCUAAAAUUAAUGACCGUGGUGACCUUUUACCCAGUUCCAAAAUGCCAAUGCCUCAAGUGAAAACAGAAAAGGAGGACUACAUUGAACUGCAUACUCCCGGCAGUAUCAAGCAGGAAAACACGGGCCCGCUGUACUGCCAGGCCAACUUCUCGGGCUCCAACCUGCUGGGUACGAAAGUCUCGGCCAUCUCCAUCCACGGGGUCAGCACCUCUGGGGGACAGAUGUACCACUAUGAUUUAAAUACUGCCUCGCUCUCUCAGCAGCAGGAUCAGAAACCAAUUUUUAAUAUCAUUCCGUCUCUUCCUGCCGGGUCAGAAAAUUGGAAUAGGUGCCAGGGAUCGGGGGACGAGGCAUUGGCUCCGCUGGGAACGCUCAACCUCUCUGGCAGACCUGCUUUCUCUAAUGGCUAUUCAAGCCCUGGAAUGAGGUCAGAUGUAAGCUCUUCUCCAUCCACAACCUCAGCAACCACGGGACCACCUCCCAAGCUGUGCCUGGUGUGCUCUGACGAGGCCUCCGGGUGCCACUACGGUGUCCUGACGUGUGGCAGCUGCAAAGUCUUCUUCAAAAGGGCAGUGGAAGGGCAGCACAAUUACCUGUGUGCCGGCAGGAACGACUGCAUCAUCGACAAGAUCCGCAGGAAGAACUGCCCCGCCUGCCGCUACCGCAAGUGUCUGCAGGCAGGCAUGAACCUGGAAGCCAGGAAGACGAAGAAGAAGAUGAAGGGGCUGCAGGCGGGCGGCGCGCGCGAGGCGCCGGAGGCGGCGGGCAGCAAGAGCCUGGUGCCAGCCUCGCUGCCCCAGCUCACACCCACCCUGGUGUCCCUGCUCGAGGUCAUCGAGCCCGAGGUGCUCUACUCGGGCUACGACAGCUCCCUGCCCGACUCCAGCUGGAGGAUCCUCUCCACCCUCAACAUGCUCGGCGGCCGCCAGGUGGUCGCUGCCGUCAAGUGGGCGAAGGCGAUCCCAGGUUUCCGAAACUUGCACCUGGAUGACCAAAUGACCCUCCUGCAGUACUCCUGGAUGUUCCUGAUGGCUUUUGCUUUGGGCUGGAGAUCCUACAAGCAGUCCAAUGGCAACCUGCUGUGCUUUGCCCCAGACCUGAUCAUUAAUGAGCAGAGGAUGAACCUGCCCUGCAUGUACGAGCAGUGCAAGCACAUGCUGAUGGUGGCCCGGGAGCUGUCCCGCCUGCAGGUGUCCUACGAGGAGUAUCUCUGCAUGAAGACCCUGCUGCUCCUCUCCACAAUUCCCAAGGAGGGCCUGAAGAGCCAGUCCCUGUUCGAGGAGAUCCGCAUGACGUACAUCAAGGAGCUGGGCAAGGCCAUCGUCAAGAGGGAAGGGAACUCCAGCCAGAACUGGCAGAGGUUUUAUCAACUGACUAAACUGCUGGACUCUAUGCAUGAUGUGGUUGAAAAUCUUCUGAGCUUUUGCUUCCAGACAUUUUUGGAUAAAUCCAUGAGUAUUGAGUUCCCAGAAAUGUUGGCAGAAAUCAUCAGCAAUCAGAUACCAAAAUAUUCCAAUGGAAAUAUCAAGAAGCUCUUGUUUCAUCAGAAGUGACUGCCUUAACACAAAGGGUUGCCUUAAGAAACCGUCACACGAUAGCUUUGUUUUGUAAAGAGAAAACCUACAGAACUUGUUCUUUUGUCCUCGCAGGUGUUUCUUUUGUAAUUAUGCACUACAUGUGGUUUACAGAGGGCCAAGACUAGGCUGGAGAAGCAGCGGAUUUCUUGUGUUUGGGAAAGAAAGGGGGAGAAAGGAAAGGAAAGGAAAAGAAAAAAGAAAAAUUGGUUUGGGCAGAAAUUUUCUCUCUCCCCUCGUGCACCAUCCCUGGAUGCAUCAAACCACCAGUGACAAGCUCUGAGGCUGUUACGAACAUUCUGCUAAUUAAUUAAUUAAUUGCUGCAGUUGGCUGGAGACAAUUUUUUAGGCUUUUUUUUUUUUUUUAUUUUAGUAAAGUGUUUUGGAUUUUUUUUUUUUUAAAGUUAAGAUAGUAUUUUGGUUUAUGCAUGUAACCUGAAGAAAGUUUACAAGUGUAUAUCAGAAAAGGGAAGUUGUGCCUUUUAUAGCUAUUACUGUCUGGUUUUAGCAAUUUCCUUUAACUUUAUAUACCGUGAACUCAGCUUGUUCAUUUUUUCUUACAUAAUUUUUUUGUAAUACUUCAAGAUGCCUAUUGUACAGCUGGUUUUUUAAGGUGGGGCAGCUCGUAGCUUUCCUAAAUGACCUCUAGACAGUAAAUACUCGAGUAGAUUCAUGUGAAACUGGGUUGGGCUUUUCUAACCUAAUGCUUUCAACAGGCAAAGUGGCCAUAAAAAUUGGGUUUUUUUUCUAAGGGCCAGGGUGGGUGGGAGAACACUCUCAAAUCUCAUUUCAGUAGAUCAGGAUGAAACAAAUCCUUUUGGUACAUUGCAAAAGCGUUGGAUAUGCAGAUUCAUAGAAAAUUAACCCAGUCCUAACUGGAUGUAAAUGAGCAGGUUAUUUUAUAUACUGAAAAAAAAGAAGAAAAAAGAAAAAAAAAAAAAAAGAAAAAAAAAAAAAAAAAAGAAGCCUGAUUUUUGCAUAUGAUGCAACAGCCAUAACGCAAAGAGUCACGGGCUGCAUUGAUGCCAAGAAGAUCAGUCCUGACUGCCCAUCAGGAAAUUUUCAGGAAAAUAUGCAUAGCUUCAGAAAAGUUUACUUCUGUGUGGAGAAACUCCGUUUUCUACCCACUCAAAGCCGCCAUCACACCAGUAAUCGCGGACGGGGAGGGCGCCCCGGGCUGGGGCUGCUCCUGGAGGGUUCCAGAACCUCUCCGGGGACUCGUCCUCGCAGCUGGGCUGCAUCUCCCAGCUCCAGACUCACCUGGUUAGAGACCCAGUUCCACAUCUGCACCCUUCACUGGCUGCUCCAUCCUCCUUCCCGGGGAGCAGGAGAGCUCUGCUAUGAGUUUGUGGUCUUAGAGUUGUCCGUCAGACUUUCUGUCCUUGUAAGGCUGCAGCCCUCCAUUGAAUUCCUGGCGUGCCAUAAAUCCCCAUAGGCCUUGUGGAUUUCUCCUUGUUGCCAUUGAUGAGGAUAUUUUCGACAUUUAGAAGCUGUAGUAGCCUUUUCUACAUGCACCUUAACAAUUUUCUGUAUCUCAAAACUGAAAUCUUUACUAUGCCACUCUAAAAUUUGAUUUUUACUCAAAGUGGCCAGAUCGUUUGUGUAAUAGAAAUGAGAAAGAUCAUCUGAGAAAAUACAAAACCUAAUAUAUUUUUAUAUUUAGUUAUAGUUUCAAAUAUGUAUAAUCGGUAUAUUCGCUGAUCCAAGAAAAAAAAAAAAAAAAGGGAAGGGCUACUGCAGCUUUAAAAGCAAUUUAUUAAAUGAUUGUAAAAUAGCUUGUAUAGUGUAUAAUAAGGAUGAUUUUUAGCUGACAGAUUGCUCUAUCAUGAUACAUGUAAUUAUAUUUUUUGUAGGGGUCACAGAUAUCUGAGUGGGAAGCGCUGUGUGCGGUGUGGCUGUCGGUGUCGGUAUCCAAAGAGGUUCAGAGGGGAGGCCUGUGCUCCCUGCGUGUUCGUGGGCUUGGGUUGUGUUUCUUGACUCACUGUGUACAAUUCCCGCUGGUUUUUGGGGUGGGGCACUCCUGUCUGUGUGGUGGGGAACAGACCCCGCUGCAAAGCUCCCAGCUCUGAGCCACACAGACCCGCUCAGAUCGGGCAAUAAUCCACAUCCAGGUGCCAGCAAUAUGUAAAUACAGAGCGUGGGGUGUUCACAGCACAUUUCUACAUUGAGCAGACCUUGGUUUCCAGCUGAAACAGGAAACUCAAUUCUCAUCCUUUCUUAAAGCUCUUUUUGGAUGUUAUACCUAUUAAAAAGAAAGAUCCUAUAUUCAGUACUUUGGAGUAAAAUGGCAUCUUUAAUAAAAGGAAAUAAUCACACUCUUCUUGAUCUGUAAGGAAUAUGUACAUUUUGUAACAGGUAAAGGUCAGGAUUUUAAUUGCAGCUUGCAGCCCCAGUGGCUGGGAAUGCUCUGUUUGUGAUACAGAUAGGAGUUUGUGCUGCUGGGCUGGGGAACCCUGCUCUGACUCUGGAGAAUGUUUUAUGAACCUGCACCCCCAGAGCCCCGUUGGAGCCUGGGGACAGUGUGUGGGUUGGGGUGCAGGGACCCCACGUUGUGGUUUCUGCCAGCAAAAGGAGCUGCAGUGAGCUGCAGCAGAUGGUGGAGUCGGGGCUUGGAGCUGGAUGAGCUUUAGGAUCCCUUCCAACCCAAAUUCUGGGGUUCUGUGACGCCCCACAGGAGGAGAGGCUCUGCCCUUGUGUGUGUUUGCCUGUACAUUCAUUUUCAGUGUGGAUUUCAGGAGAAGCAAAGGAAACUGUGACGUUGGAGCAGAACCGUCCUGUGCGUGCCGUUCGUACCCUCGGUGAGGAGUCGUGUCCUGUGUUCCUGUGUUCAGUGGGGAGUCCCUGCACUCUGGAUAAAGCAGGGAGCCCUUGGCCCUUCAGUGCCUUAUCACAAAGUGCAUGGAUCCGCUCAGGACUCGCAAUGGCCUUAGGGGGACACGGGGACAGGGAUGGGGCUGGGGCCGGUGCCAGCCGACGCCGAAACUGAAAAUGACCUCGCUGUUCCCACGGGGAAAGGUGGGGAAGGAGGAAGUGCCUGGAUGAACAUGGGCUGUGGGAAACACCUGCAGCCAAACUUCAGAGAGGGAGGGCUUCAGGGGCAUGACUUGGGGUGAGAUUUUAUAAAGAUUGUAUUAUUAUUGUUACUGUUAUCAUUAUAUCCCUGCAAGUGUUCAAGGCGUGCUUGGACAGGGCUUGGAGCAGCCUGGUCUGGAGGAAGGGGGGAAUAGAUGAGUUUUGGAGGGGAUAGAUGAGAUUUAGGGGGAAUUGAUGAGAUUUAGGGAGGAUAGAUAAGGUUUAGGGGGAAUAGAUGAGCUUUAGUGGGGAUAGAUGAGAUUUAGGGGGGAUAGAUGAGAUUUAGGGGGGAUAGAUGAAAUUUAGGGGGAAUAGUUGAGCUUUAGGGGACAUAGAUGAGUUUUAGGGGGGAGAGAUGAGUUUUAGGGGGGUAGAUGAGCUUUAGGGUCCCUUCCAGUUCGGGUUUCGUGGUCCCAGACCAGGCACACUCUGCCCCUGUCCCAGCCUCAGCCAGGGCUUGCCGAGCCAUCGACUCAUAGGAACCAAAUUUUCCAUGAAGGUCGAGGCCUCUCCAGCCUCGUGUCCAAGGGAAGGCUGGAGCUGUGGGAACACCUCACCUCCAACCCCUGCCCACAGCAAGGCAGCAAUGGGUCAUUACUCUAUUUUGUAUAUUAAACAAAAAAGAUAUAUACUGGGGACAAAUCCUAUAUCAUACCAGUGUAUGGCAUUAUUAAAAAAAAAAAAUCAUUAUUUUUAUCACAGCAAUUUUAAACAGCAUUAAAAAAAAAAAUUAAACCAGUGACUCCUGUUUAAAAAUAAAAGUUGUAGUUUUUUAUUCAUGCUGAAUAAUUCUGUAGUAACAAGUCUGUAGUUUUCACCUACUCAGUGAAAUGUUGGACUGUAAAAGCUUGUGUGGAAUUGUUGAACAUUUAUUUUUUCAUUUAAAUUUGCUGUUCUGGUAAUACAAAGCCACACAUCUGUACAGAAGUUGCAGUAAAUGUGAGCCAUUUACAGCAAUGCCGAAUAAUGGACAGAAACCAUAUAAUAAAAUUCUGCUUUUUUCAUUAAA
Molecule: messenger RNA, 7091 nt
Organism: Oenanthe melanoleuca
Lineage: Eukaryota; Metazoa; Chordata; Aves; Passeriformes; Muscicapidae
Gene: NR3C1
Product: nuclear receptor subfamily 3 group C member 1
Exons: 9
Coding region: 698-2989 (763 amino acids)
Biological process (GO): nuclear receptor-mediated glucocorticoid signaling pathway; regulation of DNA-templated transcription
Cellular component (GO): nucleus
Molecular function (GO): sequence-specific DNA binding; zinc ion binding; nuclear glucocorticoid receptor activity
Source: RefSeq, a predicted model, not a curated record